GAAAGAUCCGUGAUGCAAGGCUACCUCUGGAAGCGAGGCCAUGCGCUGCCGACCAUGAGUCGGCGCUACUGCGUCCUCGACGGCUCGAUGCUGGCCGUGUACCAGACCGAGCGCGAGCACGAGCUGGGCUUGACGCCGAGCUCCGUCUACGAGAUCCGCGAGGUCGUGCCAUGGGACGGCCACACGCGCUUAAAGAAGUACGAACACGGCUUUGUCGUCUCGACGCUCGGCGGCAAGACGUACCAGUGCAGCGCCGACACCAUGGCCGCCCAGGAGCAAUGGAUUGCCGCGAUCCAAGAGUCGCUCGCCGAGCCCUACCGCAUUGUGGCCGACGAAAUAGUCGAAGCGCAAAAGCUGCUACAAGACGAUAUUGAGCUCGAGCAUGAGACCGCCGACGCCGCCGCGAUUGCUGUGCGCAAGGCCGAAGUCUCGUCCAAGGCGAUUCGCGCGCACGAAGAGCAGAUCCAGAGUCUCAAGACACAGAUCAGCGAGAUCGAGACACAGAUGGCGUCUGCCCAAGCCGAGGCCAGCACCGCCGCCAUAUCCGCCGCCGACGCCAAGAGAGCAGCAACUACCGCCAAGCAAGUUGCGCAUCACGUCAUGAUGCAAGUCAACACGGCCGAGAACGCGUCGCCCACAGCCGUGCAAGACGCUACCGCCGAAGCCUCCAAAUGCUCGGCCUUGUCCGAGGUGGCGGCGACAUUGGCCGCCACCGCGCAGAUGGCCGUCAAGGACCUUGUGAAAAGCAAGGCGGCGCUCGUCGAGGCUAUGCACAAAGCCACGGAGGCCCUCCAGUCCCUCAAGGCCGAGGCCGAAGCCAACAUCUCGGUCGCGUCGGGGGCACUGCAGACCGCGCACUCGGCCAAAGCACGCACGCGUCUGCGUGUCGCGUCCUGGUCGUCGUCGCCGUCGCACGUCGACGCACUCGCCCAAGGGUAUCUCUUUUGUAAGCACGCAAUGCGGCCCACCAUGCACAGCAAGUACUUUGUUUUGUAUGGCAAAACGCUCUGCUGGUACAAGAACGCCGACGACUUUAUCCAGAACGCAAACACGCCGCUCGGAGUGGUCCAUGUCGCUGGCGGCGUCAACGAAUGGAGCGGACGCGUCGGCUUGACGACGGCGUCGCACCCGUUCUCGAUUCCAACGGUCGAAGGCAAGACGCUCCACUGCUCGGCGCCGGUCUCGCACGAUGUGGCCAUGUGGAAUACCGCCUUUCUCAUUGGCAUGACCAUGAACCCGCUGUCGCCGGAGCGCGCGCGGGCUGCCAAGAGUCGGCGCGACUCGUUCGACUUGACGUCGCCGCCCCGCGCUGGCAAGCAACGCGUGAGCUUUUUUGCCGCGGAUUCGUCGUCGCCCUUGGACACGAGUCCGCAUCCAGUGGUCGUCGAGACGGAAGCGGCAACGGUCGAGGGCUACCUCGUCAAGCAAGGGCAUUUCGUGCCCACGAUGAAGCAAAAGUACGUUGUGCUCCGAGGAAACCACCUUUUUUUCUACGCGUCGUACGACGCCUACAUGGCCAAGACUACGGCGGACGUCGGGUGCUCGCAAGUCGCAAGCGUGGGCGACUGGGACGGCCACACGCUGCUCUUGACGUACCCGCACCCGUUCCGCAUCGAGACCGUGGCGCACGCGCAAGUGCUUUGCAGUGCGCCGACCGCGAGCGAGAAGGACAAGUGGAUGCGCGGCCUCCGCGCCGCGAUCGCCAAGCACGCAAUCGGGGCCAAGACAUCGACAAGCAGCGACGUGGUGCUGGACCCGGCAGUGCAGGCGCUUCAAACGCUCUUGAGCAGCUACUACAACGAGCACAACCCGACCAAGCACGACGAUAUACCCACGCUUCUCAAGCUCUUUGAUGGCCGCGAAAGCCAGCUCUUGUCGCAUCUCGAUGCGACGUAUGGUACCACGCUCGUCCGCGACCAUGCCGACUUGCUCGCGACGCUCGAGGCGCGCCACGAACGGCUCGCGGCGCGGGCAGCCGAGUUUGCAAUUGUCCCGGACGCCGGCGUGCCCCAUCUGGAAGGCGUCGCCGACGUGAUUGUACCCAGCGCGCUUGGUAGCAGCGGGAAAGCCGAGGUGUACCUUGUCUUGCUCGGACAUCAACUCAUGCAGUUUGCAUCGCGCACCGCGGCACUGACCGCACCUGAGACGCCGACAAGUGUCGUCGACGUGUGCGAAGCGAGUGCUGGCGUCUCGGCGGCCGACCUGACGGUGCUCGACACGGUAGGUACCAAGCACCUGUAUCAUCUGCAUCUCGAGGCGAGCCGCGACCAUUGGCUGCACAUGCUGUCGCUCGGUGUCGAUCAUGCGCGGACCCACGGUCGCAUGGCUAUCACGCUCUCGGACCACAAGACGGUGCUGCGUGAGAUCGUGCCAGGUGCUAUCGAUGACACCAGUCCAACGGUGGAGGCCACUGCGUUCAAGUCGGCGCUCGUUGCGUUUUAUAACGAGCACAAUCCCGACGGCCUUUCUAGUGUGGACGCGCUGUUGGUCUACUUUCGAGGCCAAGAACAUCUCUUGCUCGAGUCGCUGGAUGCCAUGUACGGGUCGUCGCUGGCCUCCGACCCGACGCUGCAGGCGCUCUGCAUCGAGCUCACGGGUGUCUCGUCGGCCAUUGAUCGUCGCGGCGGGUCAUUUUGGCGCAAGUCCCUCCUCCCCGAUGGCUCUCUGCCGGCGCUUCGCAAGAAGGCUGGGUACGUCAAGGUCAAGGCGCCGCCGUCGAUUCCGAAGCUCAAGCGCGCGUUCGCAGUUCUUAACGACGACGGCCACCUCGCCUUCUUUGUCGAUGCGAUGCAAGACGUGGCGCUCAUGGCGUCCGCACCCGUGCGCAGUGUCCGCGUCGGUGACGGUCAGUUCAGCCUCUAUGUCGACAACACCUUUCUCCAGUGCGAGACCGAGAUGGAUGCCCACGCGUGGCUCUCAGCGUGCCACGUCACGAUUGCAUCGCAGCACGUGCACGCGCUCACUGCGUCGCCGCUGGCGCAGUUCCUCGUCGACUACUACCGAGCGCACAACCCGGCCAAGGUCCAUGAGGUGCCGUUGCUGCUCGACUCGUUUGCGGGCCGCGAACGCGAGCUUCUAGUCAAGCUCGAUGCUGUCUACCACACCAACGUGACCUCCGACGCGCAUGCUCUCUCGCUCUUGCCAGCGUCGUCGUCAUCCGACGCGUCGCCGAGUACAACCGAGCUCGUGCGGGGCUACUUUCUCAUGAAGGGCUACCACCUGCCAUCGCUCACGCGCUUCUAUGGUGUCCUCCGCGGCAACACGCUGGCGGUGUUCGACACGGAAGACGACGCGGCCCAAGACGACAAUCCAACGACAAAGUACGACCGCAAGCGCGUGGCCGCUGUCGUCGCGUGGAGCGGCAGCACGCACGCAGAGUACUCGUUCGGGCUCGAGAUCAUCACGGACGAGCACAAGACGUUCUUCUGCGCGUUUGCGACGGAAGACGACCAGCUGCACUGGGCGAGUGCGCUCCGACAUGGCAUUGCAAUCGCUCGCAUCGAGCACCGGUCGGCCACCGGCGUCCUCGCGUCCGAGGGCACGCAGGCCCUGCGGCGACUCGUGCUGCAGCGUUUUGGCCAUAUGCACAUGUCGCUCGCCGACGAUCUGGACGCGCUGCUCGAGUACGCCCACGGCUUUGACAUGGACCUGCUCACGCAAAUGGACCGGAAAUACGGCACCGAGAUGGCCCUGGACGAAGACAUUGUGUCGCUUUUGGGGACGCUCCCACCCAAUGCGACGCUACUUGAGCCACUUAAGGGGAUGGAAGGCCCACUGAGCCUCGUGACGGCCGAGGGUCAGGUCAAAUCUCAAAUCUACGGUGUCCUUGACGGCACGCUCUUGCAGUGCUACGCGUCCCGCGAAAGCUACAAGACGUGCGUGACGCCGCCGACGCUCUCGCUGGCGAUUGCGACGAUCGGGCCCUUCGAGAUGACGGGGUUCGUCAUGGACACGCAAGCCGAAGGCAUGGUCGUGUACAUGCGCGCCGCGUCGAGCGACGACCAAAGUCGAUGGCUCGACGCGAUUCAGUGCGCCCUCGACAAGGCUGCGCUCGACUCGCUCUUCCACGCGAUUCCGACGGACACCGCCGGCGUCUUCUCGAGCUUUGUGUUUGUCCAUGAUCCCGUGGCACAUGGCAAGGAAGGCUUGAAGCGGCUCAUGCUCAAAACCAAGCCCAAGCGGCCUGUGAAACGCUACGUCGUGCUGGAUGGCCUCGAGUUCAAGGUCUACCUCGCGCCCUCCGACGUCGAGCCACAUCAGCGCUUGGCGGUCGCGAGCCUUUGUCGCUGGGACGAGUCGCCCAACGGCUUUCUCGUACACUGCCUCGACCACGCGCGGAAGCCAUGCGACGUCUACUGCUCGGUCGAGUCGCCCGAGCUACAAACCAAGUGGCUCGACCACUACGCAAGCGUUCAAAAGCAGCAGUUGGGCGACGCACUCCUCGACGACCAAGCAUACGAGGUGGCCCACACGACGGCGUCGGCCUUUGAUACCUCGCCCAUGAAGGGCUACAUGAUGUACGAGCCCAAGGCCAGCCGCGCCGAGCGGCGUGAAGGCUUUUUCCUUGUGCAUGAGACGCAUUUGUGGGCGUUCAACUCGGAGCUCAGCGCGCGGUCGGGCGACGCGCCGGCAUUGGACCUCGAGAUGGCCAUGCUCCUCGAGCACGACGCUGACAGCAACGACUUUUACAUUGAGGCGCGACUCAACGGCGCACUCAAGCCACUGCGCUUCAUCACUGCCGACCGCAACGAUCGCAACGCGUGGGUGCGAGCGCUUUCGUCCGUGCUGCAAACCGCCCGCGGUCUUGCGCUCCUGCAGACGACGCAGCAACUACUGCACGAGAGCUUGACGCCGUCGCAAGCCAUCGCGGAGGCCAACCGCGCCACGUUUGUCGUAUCGGGGUCAUCAAUGGAAGGCAUGUUGACGCAAGUGCAAACUGCCUACUGGCUCUUCUCCCACGACGAGCCGCGCUACUUUGUGCUCAAGCAAGCGUCGCUCUGGAGCUUCGCGUCAUCGGCCGAAGCGAAGCACCUCCACGCUAACAACCAUAGCAACAACAAUGAGGCAGAGACAAGUGUCCAAAUGCACGUCACGUCGGUCAGCGACUGGGUGCUACCGCCAGGCUCGGCGCAGCACGGGUUUCACGUCCACUACCAUCUCGGCGAGAGCAGUGAGAGUCUUCUUGCGCAGCUCAUGGCGCCAUCACUCGAGGAGAAGGAGCGAUGGGUGCGUGCAAUCAAGGAGGCACAAGAAGACUCGCUGCGAGAAGCCUACUACAACGACCUCUUGGCCCACGAGACCGAGCUCCAAGCGGCGGCGCCGAUCGUGUUGGCGUACGAAGGCUUUGUCAAGACGCGCAAGACGCGGCUGACAUCGCCAUGGCGCGAGCACUAUUGCGUGCUCAAGGGUCCGUGGCUGUUGCUCUUUGCCUCCCACGACGCCUGCCUCGAGGCGCCGGACAAGCCGCUGGAGAAGCACGAGAUCGUCCUCGUCUCCGACUGGCACGGAUCGCUCUCUCUCGCCGUGCGCCACGUGUUUCGAGUCGAGACGCUCGACGACGGCUUCCUCGAGGUCUCGGUGGGCACGGACGGGGAAAAGGUCAAGUGGAUGAAGACGCUCGAGGCGGCGGUGGCGGCCGUGCCAGCGCACGACGUCGUCUCUCGCAAUGCAGCUCUGAGCAGCUAUCCCGGCGCGUCCAUGGAAGGCUACCUCAUCAAGAAAGGCCAUGGUCUCCGCGUGGCGAAGAAGCGGUACUGCGUCUUGCUCAGCACCGAGUGGCUCUACUUUAACUCGCAAGAAGACGCACUCGCUCAAGCGCAGCCGCUCGGUGUGCUCAAAGUGCUCGGCGCCAAGCCCAUGGCCGCCGACACCACGACGUACAUCGACUUCAACUCGACGGUGCCCGAACAUACCUUUGUCUUGGACGUCCAAGGCCACAAGAGCGUGCUUUGCGAAGCCCACAACAGUGCCGAGCAGCACCUUUGGGUCGAGCACAUUGCGGCCGAGCUCGAGAAAGAAGCCAGCCUGACCCGAGGUCUCCAAGCAUCGAAAGAGUCGGCGCAGAAGAAGGCCGAGGCGAUGAAAGCCGCCGUCGCGACGAUUGGCGCGGCCCAAGCCCACGCGUCGGCGGAGAUGGCGCUCACCGACGACUUGCUCAAGAAAUUCCAAGAGGAGGAGGACGACGGGUCGUCGGACAAUGACGACAGUGACGGCGCGACGCUGUACGUCGAGUACGUGGAUACGAACGGUGGAUUUGCGCCCGAAGACUCGCCGAUGCGCCGGACGUCCAAGAACAAACUCGCGCAGCACUUUCCCAACGACAAAACGUUGAGCAAAAGCAUGGCGUCCCGGCCGUUCUGGCAGCUCUUUUGCAGCUGCUUGUUCCGCCCGCCAAGCACACCGACAUUGCACCAAGACGACCCGCUUUUGACCGACGACGAGAAGCGGCUCUACAAGGUCCAGUUCUACGCCAACGGCGCGAUCGAUUCGUCCUUUUAAGUGCCAUUUACUCUCAAGGCCCCGUUCUGUCGCUUGAAUACAUGUUAAGUACUACAUUCACUCGAACCGCUU
Saprolegnia parasitica CBS 223.65 is the source of this 6570-nucleotide messenger RNA. RefSeq lists its product as hypothetical. The record is from RefSeq and is a predicted model, not a curated record. NCBI's taxonomy places the organism in Eukaryota, Oomycota, Saprolegniomycetes, Saprolegniales, Saprolegniaceae. Bases 13 to 6498 code for a protein of 2161 amino acids. The transcript has 15 exons.